This is a messenger RNA of Didymella exigua CBS 183.55, 1967 nucleotides long. Its product is annotated as hexose transporter HXT13. Lineage: Eukaryota; Fungi; Ascomycota; Dothideomycetes; Pleosporales; Didymellaceae. Gene Ontology annotation, cellular component: plasma membrane. Gene Ontology annotation, molecular function: carbohydrate:proton symporter activity. The record is from RefSeq and is a predicted model, not a curated record. Gene Ontology annotation, biological process: carbohydrate transport; transmembrane transport. The transcript has 2 exons. The coding region runs from base 170 to 1879 and encodes 569 amino acids.
CACACGACAUAAGUUCUCCUCAAAACCCGCAUUCCAGCUUCUUUCUCCAGUUCUCCCCCAUCAACUCGUUCAGCAAUCUGUGUUGACUGCAAGAGCAACAGCCUCUGUACUUUGCGGUUCUAGCAUUCUUAUUAGUUCAAUAAAGGACUCCGUGUCCAACGCGCCCACCAUGCGUUUCUUCGGCAAGAAGACCACCGAUGAGGUGGCUGAAAAGGGAACUCCCGAGUCCUCAACUCCUGCUGAGACGCCCGCGCGGACUGUAUCCCCUACCAGGGAUGCUGCUGACAUCGAGCCUACGGGUCGUGUUCCCGCUGUUGCUGUAAUUCUCGGAGCGGUCGCCAGUAUUGGUGGCUUCAUGUUCGGAUACGAGUCUGGGCAGAUCUCUGGUUUCCUCCAGAUGUCUGACUUUCUUGAGAGGUUUGGCGAGAACGGCGAGUUCUCCGCCAUCCGCCAAGGAACCAUCGUCGGUCUUCUCUGCAUCGGUACCCUGUUCGGUUGCUUGAUCUCCGCUCCUCUGGCUGAUACCUAUGGUCGUCGUCUUACCAUCUCUGGUUCCGCUUUCUUCUACAUCAUUGGUGUGAUCAUCGAGAUCACCUCCAAGCGCGUCUGGGUUCAAUUCGCUAUGGGUCGUUUCACUGCCGGUCUCGGCAUUGGAGCCCUCUCCACCGUAGUCCCUAUGUACCAGUCCGAGUCUAUACCCAAGCGCAUCCGUGGUGCGACUGUCUCUUCUUACCAGUUGCUCAUCACCCUCGGUAUCUGGACCGCCUACAUGGUCAACUACGGCACAUCCAAGGACUACUCCAACGAUGCUCAGUGGCGCAUUCCGAAUGGUCUGUCCGCUCUCUGGGCCAUAAUUCUUGGUUGCACUAUCCUUCUCUUGCCCGAGUCUCCCCGCUACGCCUACCGCAUGGGUCGAAUUGACGAGGCUCGCGCCAACAUGGCCCGCCUCAACGGCAUCGAUCCCAACAGCGCCUACAUUGACAACGAGAUCCGUGAGAUUGAGGAGAAGCUUGCUGCUGAGAAGGCUGGUGGUGACCACCCGUGGCAUGAGAUCUUCACUGGUCCUCGUAUGCUCUACCGCACUCUCCUCGGUAUGGUCCUCCAGGCUGGCCAGCAGCUUACCGGUGCCAACUAUUUCUUCUACUACGGAACUGUUAUCUUCAGCGCCACUGGUCUCAAGAACCCUUAUGUCACCUCCAUCAUCCUCGGUACCGUCAACGUCCUCGCUACUGUCGGUGGUCUAUGGAUCGUUGAGAACGUCGGCCGCCGUAUGGCUAUGAUGUGUGGUGCCGCCUGGAUGUUCCUGUGCCUUUUCAUCUACUCCUUCGUCGGCCACUACGUCUCCACCCCCGACGCCAAUGGUACCCCCGUUCCCACCCCUGUCGCCGGUAACGUCAUGAUCGUUUUCACCUGCCUGUUCAUCGUCGGUUUCGCUACUACAUGGGGCCCACUCGUUUGGGCAAUCGUUGGGGAGCUAUAUCCUGCGCGCUACCGCGCAACAUGCAUGGCUCUCGCCACGGCCUCCAACUGGCUAUUCAACUUCAUCAUCUCGUUCGUCUCGACCCUUGUCACCGACAAGAUCGACUACUACUACGGCCUCGUCUUUGGCGUGUCGUGCUUUCUGCUCUUCUGGAUCGUCUACUUCUUCAUGAUCGAGUCCAAGGACCGCUCGCUCGAGGAGAUCGACACGAUGUAUGUGCUCCACGUUAAUCCAAUCACCUCUGCCAAGUGGGACUCGUCCUCGAUCGCCAAGGAUGGUUUCGUCGAUACCGACCGCCUCCAGAUGGGUCCUGGUGGCCGUAGCUGGAGCAAGGCUGAGCAGGCUAACACUCGUGGCGGUGUUCUGGAGCCUGCUGAACGCACUGAGCUCCAGGUUUAGAGUGACUGGCAGUGAAUGUGAGAGAUAUUGUAUGAUUAUUUAUGAGUUUAGCGGCAUUGCAGGGUAGUAUUGUAUCCAUUCAUUCUUC